This is a messenger RNA of Clunio marinus, 1797 nucleotides long. The record is from the annotation of a GenBank genome assembly. Lineage: Eukaryota; Metazoa; Arthropoda; Insecta; Diptera; Chironomidae.
GUGUACAUAAAAAUUAAUAAAAUAAAAGAAAGAAAAUUAUUUGAAUUAUUUAAAAGAACUUACAUACACGUAACAUUUCACUCCUUUUCUGCCAUAUGAUAAUAUAGAGUAGUUAAAGUAUUAAUGGAGGAAUCUAUUGAUGACCCAGUGAUUUUACAGAUAUCGCUUAUUGGAUUCCAUCACAAGAAAGGAUGGAUUCAAGAGUUCUCUUACCCAGAGAUAUGUGCAAUAGAUAUCGACAUGGAACAUUUACCUACACUCUGCUUACCGGAUCAAUCUCAUAACUUCGAAAGUGACAGCGUUUACUUCAUUUUACCAAAUAAAGAUUCGGCAAACGACAGCAAAAAAGUUUUUGGCGUCUCAUGCUUCCGACAAAUUCCAAUUGAGAAACUUACAAAUCGUAGCGAGAAUGACGAAUUUUCGCGAUCUUCAGUUCAGAAAUCUGUCUGUUGCCUUUCACGCCUCCCACUCUUUGGUUACAUUGAAGUGAAACUUAAUAUCAUUGUUGAUAAAAUAUUUGAGCAUGGAAUGUUUGAUUGCAGUGAAUUUCUGAGGGAAUCUUACAACGAGCUGAACCGAUGUUUAACAUUAAGAAUGCUAAAAUCACCAGAAAAUUCUAACGGCAAUGAAUUUCUUAAUGAUUUCUUCAUUGAAACAUGUUUGAGAGAAUUAAUUCUGCUCUGGCGCCAUAAAAUUCUUCUUCUGUUCAAACUUCUUCUCAUCGAGAAGCGAGUAUUGUUCUUUGGAUCUCCAGUGAAACCUGUUUGUGCAACAAUUCUCUCAAUCAUCUCACUUCACCCACAACUUUUAAGUGACGGGCUGUGCAAUGACUUUGGAUCGAAGGAUUUGACAUUCGAGCAGUCGGAAUGUGAAGAAUUCGAUGUGAAAACAACUCCAGUCAUUGAUAAAACGCCAGAUUCUGAUAAAUCUGAUGACAUAGAUUGUGUGAAACAAAUCACAAUCUUACCAACCAUUCCACCUGCUGAGUACUUAGCACCGUUACAAAUCUUCCGUAAUGGUUUUCUAUGCUUGCCAUUUAUAUCUCUUCACUAUUUUGAUGUUUUAACUGACAAGUCACAUAAUGGAUUCAUUGUUGGAGCUUCAAAUGUUUUAUUUCAACAAAAGAAAAAUCUCGUCGAUGUUAUGAUUGAUGUGACGAAUCAGACAAUUGAUUUCAUCGAUCUCGAUAUUAAAAAGUGUUUAGCUUUGACGACAGAAGACUUAAGAUUCUACGAUCAUGUCAUUAAAGGGAUUGAGAAUCCAAGAGCUGAUGGUUAUGGGACUGAUAGCUGGAUUAGGGAACAAUUUGAAAGUUAUUUCACCUCAAUGUUAAGAACAGCAUACGAUUCUGAGAAUCGUCAAGAUUGGGAAUGUUUCAAUGAACAUUUCAUGGAAGUGUGGGUGAGAUCGAACAAUUAUCAAGAUUGGCUUGCAAAGAAAAUCACCAGCACUUCAAGCGGUUCUGGCGUCAGUGCAUUCGACACAUUCCCUCGUGGCCAUCCAUUUGCGAGACGAAACAAUGCAAGAAAUGUUUCAGAUUUUAAGAAUAAAAUUGUGCAGAGCAUAAACAACACACAAAGUGCAAGAAAAAUCAACCAAGCAGUCAACAACACAUUUUCAAACGCAAAAACAACUUUCUCGUCAUGGCUUUCAAAUUUCUCCCAUCAAAAAGAUGAAACAGCAAACAAGGACAUGAUGAACAUGGAAAGUCGUGACAAAAUCGAGAAUAUCGAUUUGACAUUUGAUACAUUACAUAAAUAAAAAUAAAUAAAAUUUAAUUAUUCUUCUUUCAAUCUA